CCUCUAUGGCCAUUAUGACGCUACAGCAUAUAGCAAAUAUUAGACGGCAUAACCUCACAUUAACAGAGUGGAAGUAAAACUGGAUGAAUGUCUUGUUGCAAAAGUCCCGGUUUCGGAUAACUGGUAGGUAUACUGCACCAUGACGGCGAAGGAAGGAGCCGAGCCAGAUGCGAAUUUGUGCAUAAUGAAACCGCAUUUGGUUUUACAGAGAAAGGUGGCCUUUGGCAGUUGCCAAGAGCGGCCUAUAUUUCCAACAAAAUACGCCCAUGACAGGAUGGGCAACAAGAUGUUGCUGAAGGGUCCUCCACACCUGGGCCCUGGUUGCUAUGACAGCCACAACUGGGGCACCAUAGCUUAUGAACUGAAGAGGCCAAUAAGCAAAGGAUAUACCCUGGCAUCCCGGACUUCCAUACGCUUUCCAGAUGUAAAAGAGUCCACCAGUCCCUCGCCCCAGACGUACCAGCAGGACUGGGUGAAGCCCAGACGCCAUGCUCCGUCCAAGGUCCCGUUCCACUCCUCCGAACCCAGGUUCCGUUCUGCGGCCGUGACCCAGGACAUCACCCCUGGGCCAGGGUCAUACAGCCAUGACACUGUCCAGGACAGGAAGGUGGUCUGGCCAAUGAAAUUUGGCGCUACAAACUGGGAUCUCGUCGUCCAACCAAAGAAGGUCACUCUAAGGACUGAGGCCCCGUCUGAAAGGGAUUUCAAGAAACAAAGGGAUAAAGUGGCACAGCUUAGCCUGUACUACCCUUGAAUCCACGCCCUAAUCAAGACCCGUGUCUGCAUCUGGAUGGACACUCCCAGCACAUUAAUCUCUCACUGUUGAGAGCAACCCCCCUCCACCGUGACACAAGCUAGCCUUUUCCCUCCACUGUUUUUUUCAUUUCUUGAUGAUAUAAUUUCUGAGUUAUUCAUAUUCCAUAAACCCAUGUCACUGUAAAAUGUUUGGUCCAAAUAAAUGUGCUGUAACAACCAUCACUGACAA
Messenger RNA from Conger conger (European conger), 985 nucleotides. RefSeq names its product ciliary microtubule-associated protein 3-like. The transcript has 6 exons. Gene Ontology annotation, molecular function: cytoskeletal protein binding. NCBI's taxonomy places the organism in Eukaryota, Metazoa, Chordata, Actinopteri, Anguilliformes, Congridae. Bases 140 to 754 code for a protein of 204 amino acids. Gene Ontology annotation, cellular component: ciliary basal body. The record is from RefSeq and is a predicted model, not a curated record. Gene Ontology annotation, biological process: regulation of cell projection organization.